Molecule: messenger RNA, 366 nt
Organism: Fusarium pseudograminearum CS3096
Lineage: Eukaryota; Fungi; Ascomycota; Sordariomycetes; Hypocreales; Nectriaceae
Exons: 2
Coding region: 1-366 (121 amino acids)
Source: RefSeq, a predicted model, not a curated record
AUGAGUCAAUACACCACAAUUAUGGACGGUACGGUGGUAACCGAUAACGGGAUCCCACCCCCAGUGAACUGGGUGAACACUUACGAGGACAUGGGCGGAGACAUGCUUUGGGGUCAAGAUGGUCAAAUGGAAGAUGAGGUUCGCUCACGUGGCAUUGAUGGAGAUAUCAGACCGCACUAUGACAUGGCACCCUACACUGGAGACGCACUCUACCUCUUCGAGGUCGGCAGCAGCCAGUUCUACUUCUUCAAUGCUAUUGAUGGGUCUAUGUUGAUGAUUAGGGAUCAGACGGAUCUGAAGAGCAUCGUGGAUGUCCUUGAUGAUGAUGACAGAGGUUUGCCUGCGCUGGAUAUUGAGGAAAUUUAG